Rhagoletis zephyria (snowberry fruit fly) is the source of this 774-nucleotide messenger RNA. The record is from RefSeq and is a predicted model, not a curated record. NCBI's taxonomy places the organism in Eukaryota, Metazoa, Arthropoda, Insecta, Diptera, Tephritidae.
AUGACCACCGCCGCGCGACCCACCUUUGAUCCGGCGAAGGGCGGCACGUCCCGCGGCGAGAAGAGCCUCAGUUCGCUCUCCAAGCAGUACUCAUCCCGUGAUUUGCCCUCCCACCUGAAGCUUAAAUACAGACAAACCGGCCAGGGCACCACUGAUGACCUGAAGAGCAAAGACUUUCGACGGGAGCUCGAGGAGCGCGAGCGUCUGGUCGCACUAGAGAAGGACGGAAAACGACCAGCGGCAGCAAACUUAGCAGCAACAGCACAGAUAGACAACAUUGCAGCCUCUUCUUUAAAUAGAGCAGAAGCAUCCACUUCAUCUUCAGGUGGCGCUGCAAAGAAGCCUCGAAUCGAGUACCAGAACCUCUCGCAGCUGGACGCCGAUGAGAAGCUGGGCGACGACGAUGACGACGACGAGGGCAACGACUACGAGGACUCCGACUCGGACGAUGACUCGGAGGACGACACGGCCGCCCUGCUGGCCGAGCUGAAUCGAAUCAAGCAGGAGCGGGCGGCGGAGGAGGCGAAACGAGAUGAGGAGCGGAAGCUGCAGGAGAACCAGAUUCGCAUGGAGAACAUUCUGUCGGGGAAUCCGCUGCUGAACGCGGGCAGCAGCAAGGGCGGCCCGUCGAGCUUCAAGGUGAAGCGACGCUGGGACGACGAUGUGGUCUUCAAGAACUGCGCCAAGGGCGAGGGCCAGAACAAGCGGGGCUUCAUCAAUGACACGCUGCGCUCGGACUUUCACCGCAAGUUUAUGGAGAAGUACAUCAAGUGA